Formica exsecta is the source of this 5675-nucleotide messenger RNA. RefSeq names its product cilia- and flagella-associated protein 61-like. Lineage: Eukaryota; Metazoa; Arthropoda; Insecta; Hymenoptera; Formicidae. The record is from RefSeq and is a predicted model, not a curated record. The coding region runs from base 93 to 4019 and encodes 1308 amino acids. The transcript has 20 exons.
AAUGAGAAUUUUUAAUCAAGAAGUAAAUGCGAUAAGAAUCGAUUACAAAUGAAUAUCGCGCAUGACACGCGAGCCAAGCAGAUGUUUUCAAGAUGUCAAUGAUCACUUUGGUUAACGAAUCGAAAAAUGGACACUGUUCGCAGAGUCAUGCUGACAAAUUGCCUAGCAAAAUCUCGGGAUAUCGUCGCGUCGAACAUUCGGAUUUACCGUACUUAGAGCGUCUGAUACGUUCAACGACUUAUGAAAUUUUCGGGGACGUAGAAUUGGAACAGCUCUACGAAACUUCCUGUCUCUCGGUGAUCCAGUAUAACGACAGACAUGAUGUCGUUUCGGGGAUAUGCCUCUGCAAUUAUCCCAAUAUUCCAUCUGUGCCACCAUGUGAUUGGUUGAUUUGGUUAAAAACGAUUUAUGGAAUGAAUGACCAGCGAAUUUUAUUCAACUGGCAUCCUUUUUCGAAAAGGAUCUCUGCUGCCACGGAAAGAAAUACAAUGUUUGUACACUUGCUAGUGUGGGAUGAGCGUUAUUCAAACGAUGAAUUCUUGAAGGAGCUGUUGGCCGCGAUCUUUGACAUUACCACCUAUUGCCAACACGUGAUUCUGGUGAGUACUGACUCAGAACACGCGAAACAAUGCGUUACAAUUUUUAUAUUUGAGCGAUCGACAACAAUUACGUCCCAAACUGAAGAUACGAAGGGUCGUGUGAGUCGAUUUGGAUGGAUAAAAAACGAGGAGGACAAUGACGACGUAAUAACGAUUAUCGAUGGUGAAAAUACACACCUGAGGGAGCUUUAUGGGGAUUAUUACAUUAGCGAGAUGAUUCGUUAUCCGGACGGCUGUCGCCAAUUGAUCAUCGGCGAAGAUGCCGAUGGCUCGGUGGCGGGUGUUAUGUGUCUCAACUCCACAAUCGACGUUAAUCUGUUGAAUGAGAAUUUCGAAUUGACCCCGUAUAAUGGUUUAAGAAAAUCGCACGAAAACGAUAAACCGCCAAUUGAUGUCGCCAAAACGACCGAUUCAAGCGAGUUUCUUCGAGCUUCUGUGUCUUCGCUAGAAUCGCAAGAAUAUCGGCAGCAGCGAUUCGAUCGGAAUUUGAAUGACGAUACAGGAAUGAUCAAAGUAACUCAAGAUAAAAAAAAUUCGGAAAAGAAAGGUCAGUGCUUUAUCGAUAAUCGAAUUUACAACAACAUGACGCAGAUGCAAUGCAUUCACGAUAUUCUGCCGACGUAUCACGGUGAAAUAAAUGCCUUCGUUUUGGAAAUUUUCGCUAUGCGCGAUGAGAUGAGACCUCAUUGGUCUUAUGAUUUCUUGAAGGCUGCUUUUGAUUGUUUCCCGCAUUUAGAGUAUUGCGCGAUUGCUCUCCCUUUUUCGCAUCCAUAUCAUCAGUUUCUUCAACAUUUCACGCGCGUACCAUUGAGAUGCAAUAAAGAUUUUCCGAUGACAUUAUACAUCAUACAUCGAGCGCUUCUUCGCGAAGAGAUAAAGUGUCGUCGCGCCCAAGUACGAGACCGAAAAUCUGUACAAGAACUUUUAUUCGCUAUACCAAAUCACAACGAGGUCUUGGCCGACUUUGAUUUCGCGAUGGAUCCUUCGCAGCUCGAUUUAGAUUGUUUUGUCUUUGAAUGCAACGAUACAAUGAUCGGACUCGCUUUAUUACGGUUAUUUUACGUAUAUCGAUACAAAGAUUACGUGUCUAUGCGGAGUAUUUCUCGAGAUAAUUACGGACGCCUCUUGCAUUUUAUUCUCAUGCCGAUUUUCUCCGCUUACCAUCGCUUCUUUUUCCGCGAGAUCGCUCGUUUAAGCGAGUUAACGGUAAUCUUCUAUCGGCUUCAUCACGAAGAUGAGAGUGCAUUGACACGAAUGCAUCCUUUGGUGUCUUGUUUGGACGAUAUGAUUCCAGUUGAUCCUCGUAGACAAGCUGAAUAUAGAUUCCCAAUUAUUUCGGAAAAUCUCGAUAGCUGCGAAAAUGACGUAAAAACUGAAGAGAACGAUAACAGGUUCUCUUUAUUUCUAACGUCACCGAGAUUGGCAAUGAUGCAACGUGCAAUUAUCGAUAUGAAAGUAGUCAUCGUUGGCGCAUCGGAAUGUGGAAUUGCUUUUGCGGAAUAUCUUGCUUUCCGAUCAAUGCAACAUUAUAUACAGUUUACAAAUCUUACAUUGAUAUCGCCAUAUGGUAUACCCUUUGAUAAUAAACCAAGCCGCGCAGGGGUAUGUCUACUUCCAUUUAAAGGAAAAUUUUGCUCAGAAUAUCGUCGCUGUGUGAUUGCGAAAGCUUGGAUCAAUAUUGUUUAUGGGAUUAUGACAGGGAUCAACAGAAAAGAGAAAUAUGUGAAUGUGAUGAAUCAAGGAAAUGUCGCAUACGACUAUUUGGUUUUAACGUGCGGCUUGCAAUAUCAAAGAUCGAUAUUACAAGGAGAAACGGAAACCCGAAAACGAGAUUUUAUAUUUUAUAGAAAAUACUAUACAUUAUAUAUAUUUUCCAAGAAUGAAUACAGAAGAGAUGAGACCAUGGAAUUGUCUUACUAUAAAUGGAUCUCACAGAAAGGAGUAAGUGCGAUGCAUAAUUUAACCAAGCUACUUUGCAAUAUUCUGAUAAUAUCGUCUCUGAUUACAUUAGAAGCAAUACUCUUUUAUGGUUGUAAUAUUGAUUGCUACUGCGCACUGGGCGGUUUAAUCAAGUUCGGUGUAAAGCCUUCGUGGAUCACGUUGAUCAAGCCGAUCCUAAAUCCCCACAAUAUGCACGACAAAGUCUUUUUCAGUGAUUGCGAAGUGCACGAAACGAUGAUGGACGCUAUUUUACGGGACGAGGUUCAAGUUUUCUGCGAAUGGAACAUGAUCGAUUGGGUUCUGAUAAAAGACAAUAACGGGAAACUGAUGAUCGAAAGCAUCACGAUCGAGAAAGAGGGCAAAAUAAAAAAGUUGAUCUGCGAUGCUUUUUUUAACUUCUACGAGAAAACGAUUAAUUUAAACGCAUUUUUAGCAUUUUCUCGUGCCGGUCUCGUUUUCGACGGUUUGCUAGUCAUAGAUCCCGAGUGCCGCACCAACGAUCCGUUUAUUUUUGCCGCAGGUACUAUGACGAAAUAUUCCAGAAAGUUUUAUUCCGAAUCACAGCAGCAACACCAGCAUUAUAAUAGUGUAGAAAUCGGAGAGAGACUCGCCCAAAUUUUACGAAGAGUGAUCGAUAUUCAUUGGCGGGAUGAGCAGAAAGAAGAAAAGCUGCAUUUGAUACUUCCGAUAUUUCGUAAACCCAUCGUAAUCGCGUGCAUUUUGCCGGGUGAUUAUUAUUAUUUGCAUGUGCACAAGCCUGGAAAGGAAACGUGGGAUGAGAUGAUGAGUAGAGAUGUGAGUUUUAGCCAAAUUAUUUGGAACACGAAUAAAAACGUUGCUAUUUCAGCAUUGAUAAAAUUUUGUGUGUCGAAAAUAAUUCGUAUAAAUAAUUGCAUUGACGUAGUUGAUUUUCACAUUGCACAGGGCGAAGUGCUUAUAACUGGUUCUUGCACAUCCGAAAUUGGGUACUUCCGUAUUGGAUUAAACGCGUAUGACUCGGUGGAAACUGUAACGUGCUUUAAUAGAAAGAUAUUUCAAGUGCAGAAUAUGAUCGCUUUGUAUGGGAAACACGAGAGUAUGUUGAACGAGUUAAAAUUCCGUUUUCGAAGCUCGUAUAUUUCGGAUUUUUACGCGUACUUUCGCGAACCUUGGGCUGCAGCGAUUUUUCAUGAUAAAUUUGAGUGCCUACGAGUCGAAAAUCGAGCUACUUUGCUGUCGCAGACGGAUUUUUAUAGCAAUUCCUUGAUCGAUGAUUGCAUGCGCGCUUUAAUCAAAUCCAAAUGGAAAGCGAUAUCCGAAGAAGAUCGACGUUACAUCGAAUACAAAUACGCUGGCUCAAUUUAUCAUCGAGAACUCGAAGACAAUCUUAUGAAUUUCCUGGAAUUUUGCGAAGAUGAUUUAUCGAUGUAUUGUACACCACAUAGACAACGUCAAAUGUAUAUGGACAUCGAAAAAAGUCCAUUAUAUUUCGAGCAAUAGAACAUUUUUACGAACUUUCAGAAAACGAUUCGAAGAUAGAUAGUCGAAAAAUGUAUUAUUUAAUUAUGAAAAUGUUUUAUGUUUUAAUAAAAUAAAUUUGGUGUUUGUCGCAAAAUUAAUCGCGAUAUAAAAAAUAAAAAGAAAGCGAUUAAAGUGGCACUAUGUAAAUGUCCACUCGAUAUCCCCUGCUUGCAUACGCGAAGGUUGCAUCAACUAUCGACACGCGAUGAUGAUCGACGAUAGACGGAAGGUGGUCACGCCUCAUUUCUGCAUGCAAACAUUUCUGAAUCAAGAUAAAAGCCGCGCGUGCGAUCGCAAAAGUCAUCCUCUCGAUAAAUGAGUCCGCGUCUACUUACUUGGUAUACGAUUCGAUCUGUGUAGGUCAAGUUUAACAUUCCGUCAAGUUGUUCCGUAACUAGCGCGGCGUCUCUCAAGGCAUUCAUAAUGUCACAUCACCUACGCAUUACCAUACAUAUUAUACGCCGCAGGAUGUUUUAGGAAGGUCGUUAUAGAAACGCGGGCACUGGUCCAAGAGAGGCGAUAUAGAUAAAAUUUUAAUACAUUAAUAAAUCCUCCGCGUUUUUGCUCUCUCUCUCUCUCUAUCUCUCUCCCUCGAAGAGACGAAAGGGGAAAAAAUGUUCGGAAUAAAAAAGAUUCAACGUGUGUUCAAGUUUUUCUAUUUUGUGUUUUCACACUUUGUUAGAAUCUUGAUUUAUUCUCGAUUUAUUCAAAGAAUACAUUCGCUCGCUCUGUUUGCAAUUUUAAUUCUUUUUGUCUACGCCUUUUCAUGUGAUUUAUUACGGAUUUCAUCAGUCUUUUUCGUGUUUCUUUCGUAAGUAUGUCGCCACGUUUUUGAAACAUAUCCAAAAUCUCGCCGAAACCCUGAAAUGUUGGGUCAAUGUCGUGCUAUUCUUACCGCUGGCUUGUUUACUGUAAGUUUAUAGCGUGGUUAAAAAUUUUCUAGUUUAUCACUAAAUGAAUAUUUUUUUCUUGGCCAUAGAUAUAUUAAAAAUCAUGUUAAAAUGAAUAGCAAUACCUAUGAAAAAGGGAUAAAUCCUAAAUCUAUUAAAAAAAUACGCGAGUUCUAGGAUAUUACAUAGCAUGCAAACUUGUGUAUUGAUUACUUAUAGACUUAUGUAAGACCAUUAUGUAAGAAGAGCUAAUCUGAUAGCACAGAUACAUUUUAAGACGAGACUGUACGUUUGUUACUCUAAAUAAUAGGAUAUUCUUUAAUUAUCCAAGUCGUACGUUUCAGUUCUUUUUGGACCAUCUUCAGCAUUAAAUAAUUAAACAGAAAAAAAUGAAAGAAAAAUAAAAGAUUACGCAUUGGAUAAUUAAAGAAAAAAAUAUUAUUUUAAGGCAAUUGAUUUAUGCCUUGUUUGCUUUUAAUUAUUUAUUUAUUGUUUAUUAUUAUAUAAUGGCCCAUUUUUUGUUUUUAUAUUCUUAUUGGUAAGCUGAGUAGUCAUUUAAAAAAAAAUUAAACGAAGGAAGAAGUUAUGUGAUUUCAUACUAAUUGUAAGAAUCAAUGUUUAAAACAGCAAUAUCAAUAUAGAAAUCAACUCUAUCACAUUAUAUUACGUUAUAUCAUAACGUUAACUAUCUAUCUUGAUUGCUCUCUUUUUUUAUCAAUUUGAAUAACUGAAUAAAUUUUCUCUU